AUGUGGAUAUGUAAAAUAUGUAACGACAAGUUCAAUUGUAGAAGUGAUUUUCUAGUUCACAGUGGUAGUGCAAAUUGUUCUACAGUACUUACGAAUGAUGAUUCCAAUAUACCAGUAGAAAAGGUGGUUUUAACUACUACAGAUAUAGAUAACGAAGUCAACAUUUGUGAAGAUAUUAGUACAUCAAGUCAGAUGGCUAUAACUGAGGACUGUGAUGCAAAUGAUGUUGGAUGUUCGUUCACUAAAGCUGUGGCAGAACCUUUUUCUUUAGAAAAUAAUUCAGAAUAUUUACCUGCUGACGAAGAAACUUCAUCUGAUGAUGAAGUUGACAACAUGCUUUUAUCAUCAAAGUGUCGGAAUAAACGCAACAUCAUUCUCGAUGGCAUGGAAACAUUUCCUGAAGUAACUGAUCGUCCACGAAAGCAACGUUGUGUACUCGAUAAAUGGUCAAAAAAUCUGCGUAAAGAGAAACGUGCCAAAAGGAAGCUUGUUUCUUCAAUAAAUAAAAGCAUUCCUAAAGUAACCAUGAAACCCGCUUGCCCACCAACUGCCGAAAUCAAUAUUGCUGAUCAGCCUGGAACAAGUAACAAAAUUGUAGAAGAAAGGUCAAAUACAUCUAAUCUAAACGGUACUGGCGGGGUUACGUCUGACGAAAACGAUGACGUGCAUGCAGUAUUUGACGACUCUCUAUAUGAUAGAGACAUAAACUCUGGUAGUGAGUAUAACCCUGAAAGCAGUGGAACCUCAUCAUCAAAAGAAUCAGAUAACGAAACUUUCACUCACAUUACUGCAGAUAGUUCGUUUCAACAAAAGACUGCAGACCAAAUGUUUGAACAAAAAAGAGAAAUCGUUAAAAGGAAAGUAUUUGAAUUAAAAGAAAAAACGUUAAAAAUUCGUCCGAGAAAUCCUGACAGAUGGAAAAAAAGAAAAGCGGCAAUUGCUAGAGAGAGGGGAAAAUAA
Molecule: messenger RNA, 960 nt
Organism: Diabrotica balteata
Lineage: Eukaryota; Metazoa; Arthropoda; Insecta; Coleoptera; Chrysomelidae
Source: the annotation of a GenBank genome assembly